UCUUCUAUAAACGCCACGUCGUUUUCAUCAGUUUUAGCUCAUUGACCGGUUAGCUGUGUUGCUGAGUGGAUCGUUCAAUAGUUGUUGCCCCUGUUGCGCCGCUACUUUUAUACCUAACGGAAAAAUCAUGUCCCUAGACGAGCGUUUCAACAAAGCAGCCGAAGAUGUUAAGGCCUUGAAAUCCAAACCGACAGACAAUGAUCUUUUGGAACUUUACGCUCUCUUCAAGCAAGGAACAGUCGGCGAUGUAAACACUUCCCGUCCCGGUAUGUUGGACCUGAAAGGAAAAGCCAAAUGGGACGCGUGGAACGGAAAGAAAGGUGUGUCCCAAACGGAGGCGAAAGAACAAUACAUUGUCAAAGUGCAGUCGCUGAUCGAUUCGCUGGGUCUCGCAUAAACCAUUUUGCUCAAUUUGUGAUGGGUAAUGUAAGUGAUGUCUACACGUAAACAUACACAUUCAGAUUUACUGUUUACAGUAACAGUUUUUGAUUACAUUUUUUGUUUUUGUUUGUUAAAUACACUAACAAUUUAAAAAACCGGUUGUCCCAACAAUGGGGAUGUUUGGA
Molecule: messenger RNA, 566 nt
Organism: Dendroctonus ponderosae (mountain pine beetle)
Lineage: Eukaryota; Metazoa; Arthropoda; Insecta; Coleoptera; Curculionidae
Product: putative acyl-CoA-binding protein
Exons: 4
Coding region: 128-397 (89 amino acids)
Biological process (GO): fatty acid metabolic process
Molecular function (GO): fatty-acyl-CoA binding
Source: RefSeq, a predicted model, not a curated record